This is a messenger RNA of Marmota monax (woodchuck), 2105 nucleotides long. RefSeq names its product CD83 molecule (gene Cd83). The transcript has 5 exons. Lineage: Eukaryota; Metazoa; Chordata; Mammalia; Rodentia; Sciuridae. Bases 90 to 695 code for a protein of 201 amino acids. The record is from RefSeq and is a predicted model, not a curated record.
GGGAAGUCCCCGGGCGCGGGGUACAAGAGGCGGCGCGGCGCGAGCGCGCCACUGGCCGGCACCCGAGGCGGCGGCGCAGCGCUCCAGCCAUGUCGCGCGGCCUCCAGCUCCUGCUCCUGAGCUGCGCCUGCAGCCUGGCGCCCGCGACGCGGGAGGUGAAGGUGGCGUGUUCCGAGACUGUGGACCUGCCCUGCACCGCCCCCUGGGACCCGCAGGUCUCCUACGCGGUCUCCUGGGCCAAGCUCCCUCAGGGCAGUGAGGAGACACCGGACACGCUUCAGGAGGACCCGAACCAUGGUCAGAGGGGACAGAACGACUCUUCCGAGGCUCCCGUGGACAGUCCCUAUUCCCUGAAGAUCAAAAACACUGCCACAUGCAACUCGGGGACAUACAGGUGCACUCUGCAGGAGCUGGGAGGGCAGAGAAACGUCAGCGCCACCGUGAUUUUGAAAGUGACAGGAUGCCCUAAGGAGCCUAAGGAAGCAACCUUUCAUAAAUACAGAGCUGAGAUCGUCCUCCUCCUCUCUCUGGUCAUUUUCUAUUUGACACUCAUCAUCUUCACUUGCAAGUUUGCACGACUACAGAGUAUUUUUCCAGAUUUUUCUAAACCUGGCAUGGAACGAGCAUUUCUCCCAGUCACCUCCCCAAAUAAGCACGUGGGACCAGUGAUUCUUCACAAGACGGAAGUGGUGUGAGCAGGAUCUCUACUGUCUUUGCUCAUGUUGAGGACUCAGUGGCAUGCCAGAUGCCAGACCGGAGCAGAGCAGAAUGAGCCCCACGCUGGAGAUGGCAUCCUUGCUGUGAAGUCCUUCACCUGCCUGAAGACAUCUGAGAGUGGAUCCCACCCCACUUUCUGCUGGCAAAGUCUCGAAAACCAUUCCAUGAUCAUGUAGCAUGGGGCCAUCUCUACUUUUCCAUGGCUACCAUCUUGGUGUUUUAUGCAGCUAUCUGGUCAACCUCCUGGAUAUUUUUUCAGUCAUAUAAAAGCUAUGGUGAGAUGCAGUGGAAAAGGGUCUCGGGAAAAUUGAGUGCCCAAAGCUGGCCCUGUGACAGACUGCUGAGGACAGCUGUCCUCUUCCACAUCUGGGAAACAUCUCUUUGAAUUCGCUGUGUUCUGUUACAGCAGCCCACAUGUCUUACAUCUGGGAGAAAUCCACAGGCCAAGCUACGAAGCAGUGAGAAAUAUCUAGCAAAUAAUUUCCCAGUGUGAAGGCUCUGCUAUUACUAAGGAGGAUUAUGUGCACAUAGAAAUAAAAGGUGGAGGAAUUGUUCCCCAGCAGGGUCUUUUCAUCUUGGAAAGACAUCCAUAAAGAAGCAAUAAAGAGUGCCACAUUUAUUUUUAUAUCUAUAUAUAGUUGUCAAAGAAGAAUUUGUGUUUUUCUUCUUUUGAAAUCAAUAUCUUGUUAACUGAAUUGCUAACUGACCAGUAACCCGAAUGUGGAGAGAGAGAAGUCAGAGUAGGUGACCAUGGGACAGAUGUUCAGUGACCUGCUGGAGAUGCUGGACCAACCUGCCAUCUGCUUUCCAGCCUCCGUGAUCCCAGUACCCAGCCAUGUGGUCCUGGGCAAGUUCCUGAUGGAUUCUUCUUCCUCAGGCUGCUGCAUGGACUGACUAGAACAAUGUGUGCGAAAUGCUUCAAAAAAGCAUGAAGCUCUGCAUAGAUUCCACCCUCCCACUGGGUCAUUGUCCUUGCUCUGGCUGUGGGGUUCUGAGGGCGAGAGGAAGCCUUUAAGUUCUCACGUUUUCCAUCAUCCCAAACAGAGAAGGCUACAGAGAGGACAUUCCCAGAUCCUUCUGUAUGGAUUCCUCCUCUUGGGGAAGUAAGGAGACCAGUUCAGCGUCCUGUUUGUGCACCACCAGUCAAGGUGUGGACGUUGGGAGUUGCUGGCCCUGGCCAGAAGAAGUUCACAGAAUGUCCCAACAGUGUUUGGGCAUCUGUUGACUUUCUCUUAACAAACUCGGCCCCAUCCCUGCUUGCUUUCCAAAGACACGUUGUUCCUUUAGUAAUGUGUAUGUCACUCACACUAAUAUGGAAAGUGCCAAGGUGAUUUAGUAUUUGAAACUCUGUGUCGUCUCUUUCGUGUUAUUAAAGGUCUGCAUGUGAA